AAAGUUGACUGAAGGCAGCACUCAGGUAAGCAGCUUUCCCGAGUUGAAGUUCAUACCGUGGUGAAUCAUCUCAAAGAUGCCGCUUGCUUUGACUUUCCCAAGCUCUGCAGGGGUAUGUAUGUUACUGAUGGUGUCAAAUCUGCUGCUUUGGGAGCAUGUGGCCUCCAAACCAACUGGCUUUGUGUCCACUGAAGACCUGUAUGACCGAGUGGUUGAUCAGUCUCAUACUACGUAUUUCCUGGCUGCAGAUUUAUACCAUGAAUUUGACAUGAAAUAUUUCAGGAGCAGUUGGUACAAGACCAGAAUGCCCAGCCUAUGCCACACUGCUUCCAUCCACACUCCACAGUCUCGUGAUGAAGCCCAUGAAACAAAAACUGAAGACCUUCUCAAAACAAUGAUCAAUAUUUCCCAUGCCUGGGAAGAACCGCUGAAACACCUGGUUUCUGCAGUGCCCACCCUCCCUGAAGCUUCUGAUAAAAUGCUGAAAACAGCCAAUGCUGUGAAGGACAAAACCCAUGUGCUUCUGGAAGGAAUGAAGACCAUACUCAGUAGGAGCCAACAUGAAGUUGAAAAAGAUUCGUACCCUGUCUGGUCUGGACUGGCAGACUUGCAAUCAUCUGAUGAAGACACUCACCUUUUUGCCUUUUAUAGCCUGGUCCGCUGCCUGAGAAGGGACACUCAUAAAAUUGACGCUUUCCUCAAGCUCCUGAGGUGCCGAGAGGUCUUUAAAAAUGAGUGUUUUUAAGAAUGAGUGCAGACUGCACAACCCUGCAAUGUCCUGCUGACAUGAGGCUUUUUGAACAAGAACUGUAGUGCUUUUAUUUCAUCUCAGUGCAUCCAUGGCUAUAAUGGAUCUCUUUUAUACAAUAAAAUCUAAUUCUUUAGAAACAACAGAUUUAACAUGAAA
Molecule: messenger RNA, 907 nt
Organism: Peromyscus leucopus (white-footed mouse)
Lineage: Eukaryota; Metazoa; Chordata; Mammalia; Rodentia; Cricetidae
Product: prolactin-3D4-like
Exons: 5
Coding region: 77-745 (222 amino acids)
Biological process (GO): positive regulation of lactation; positive regulation of receptor signaling pathway via JAK-STAT; response to nutrient levels
Cellular component (GO): extracellular region
Molecular function (GO): hormone activity; prolactin receptor binding
Source: RefSeq, a predicted model, not a curated record